Glycine soja is the source of this 862-nucleotide messenger RNA. RefSeq names its product ubiquitin-conjugating enzyme E2-17 kDa. The record is from RefSeq and is a predicted model, not a curated record. Gene Ontology annotation, cellular component: nucleus. Lineage: Eukaryota; Viridiplantae; Streptophyta; Magnoliopsida; Fabales; Fabaceae. The coding region runs from base 206 to 652 and encodes 148 amino acids. Gene Ontology annotation, biological process: protein polyubiquitination. The transcript is spliced from 5 exons. Gene Ontology annotation, molecular function: ubiquitin conjugating enzyme activity.
UAAUAAUAAAAAGAAAAACGUUAGGACGUUGAUCUCACGCUAUCAUCCAAUGACCAAUCACAAUUCUCUGUGAACUUUCUAGAAUCUCGUUCUUCCUUUGCCUUCUCCUUCUUCUUCAACCCUUUUUCUUUCUCUUUCUUUCGCACUUUCAUUCUCUAAAAAAAUCUAAGUCCCUUUGGUCUUCAUCUUCUGUUCUGAUCCAGGUAUGGCUUCUAAACGCAUCUUGAAGGAGCUCAAGGAUUUGCAGAAGGAUCCUCCUACCUCAUGCAGUGCAGGCCCUGUGGCUGAGGACAUGUUUCACUGGCAAGCCACAAUCAUGGGACCUGCUGAUAGCCCAUAUGCAGGUGGUGUUUUCCUAGUUUCAAUUCAUUUUCCUCCUGACUAUCCCUUCAAGCCACCAAAGGUUGCUUUUCGGACUAAGGUGUUCCACCCAAACAUCAACAGCAAUGGCAGUAUAUGUCUUGACAUUCUCAAGGAGCAAUGGAGCCCAGCCCUAACCAUUUCCAAGGUCCUUUUGUCAAUUUGCUCAUUGUUGACGGAUCCCAACCCUGAUGAUCCACUCGUACCAGAGAUUGCACACAUGUACAAGACUGACAGGGCCAAGUAUGAGGCUACGGCCCGCAGCUGGACCCAGAAGUAUGCCAUGGGAUGACCAUAUAGAGCUGUUUUUCAAUGAAGCAGCAAAAUCAUAAUUUAUGUAAAAGAACAAAAGAUAUUUUGAAUGAAUUUGAAUGCUUUAUUUUAUAUUAGUGGAACUCCACAGUGGUAAGAAGAGACCUGGUUUGCCAAUUUGUGAAUAUUUUCUUUGCUAUACACUGGUGAUGGAAGAAUGUUGUGUUGUGCAAACUUUUCUGCUUAUUCA